CAACUCUCUCUCUCUCUCUCAACCAGAAACAGAGAAGCAGAAAGUCCCCAUUGCAGAGGAAUCACCCCUCCCCCCUCCCCCAUUCUAGGACCUUCAUCUCUUCUCCCCUUUCCCUCUUUGCUUUCUUCAGAAUCCCCGAAUCUCCUUUUCUCUUCUCCUUCUCGGUGGAAUUCGCAGACCCCGAAAUUUCCCUUCCAAUCUCCCCUAAUUGCGCCCGUUGAGGGCCCCCCUUCUUGGCUACUGUUGCUUGACGUCGUUCGCGAACUUGAAAACCCUAGAAUUCUCCGCUCUCGCGUGCCAGAAUCCGUUGCUUUCGGCCGCUCGAUUGCUCCCCUGAAUCUCCUGUCCUCGGCCGUCGUUCGAUCUCUCGCCGUUUUGCCUGCAAUUCGAUGCGGGUGCUUGCCCAAGAGGAUUGGGAGGAGACGCUGACCUAAUCGCGUUUCUCGGUUCUCGAUGGUCUCGAAUGGCAGGGCAGAAGCAUCGGACCUUGGAAGAGUUGUACAGAGCUACCACGAAGAUCGCAAAACCGAAGGAUACUCCAGUGUUGCAGGGUAUUUAUCGCAUCCAAGGACCAGAAGAUGAGUUAGAGCUUACUACCGGAAGUAAGGAAGCACCUUCAGUUGGUAAAAUAAUUCCAUAUGAGGAUGUUCAUUUGAGAACUGAACUUGGAAUUCCUGGAGCAUGUGUAGCACCAUGUUCAUCCUGUACAGGUAGCCCUUAUCCAACUGCAUCCGAUGUCGAGUUAAGAACUGAGGACGAGAUGACAGAUGAAAGUGGUGAGAGAAAGGUGGUCAAGCAGGCUUCUCCUGAUGAUGCUGAACCACAUCUUCUGAGGAGCAGCAUGUGUGAUGAUCAACCACAAACAAGCGAUACGAGUAACUUCAUUAGUGCUUGUUCAAGCCAUGACUCCUUUUCGGAAAAUGUGAAUAGCCAAGGGAUUCGAAGAAUGUGUGAUACUUCAAGUGCCUUCCUGUGUGAUGGGAGUAAGCUACUGACAUCUGAGGAACAAGUUGACGAUAAUCAUACUGGUGGUUGUUCAAAAAGUGGGUUGCAUGAUGGGCUUCAUACUGUGUGUGAGUUAGUUAAUGGCGGUCGACAUGAUGACUCCUCAUGUUAUGCAGGGAAAAUGGAAAUUCACUCUACUUCCACCCCAGAUCCUGGUCAUAAAAGAAAUAGCACGUAUGAAUCUCUUGGAGAUUCACAUAAACAAGCCACUAACAAGUCUUCGAGGCAGCUAUCAUGUGUGGAUACUGACAAGGCUAGUAAAGACACUCAAACCUUGACAAAGGUCCAAUGCGGGGGAACCAGUGGGAAGGAUCAAUCCCUUUCUGACACCACCUCUGCACAAUCUAAUGUUACAUCUCAUACAUUGACUGGAACAGCAUCUUCUAAGUGUCCUGAAGAAGUACUAAACAGUGAUGAUAACCUAUCACAUCUAUCUGAGGGUGGGGCACUGAAGACUCUUCCUUGUGAUCAUCAUGUUGAAUCAAAGAUAUCUGGGACAAGUAAUUCUAAGGAUGGUGUACCCAUGGAGAAAAGGACUGGCUCAUCAAUGGUUUCCACAAGUGUCAUAUCAAAAUCUUCUGAUGGUUCUGAUGGAAUGGAUUUAUUAUGCUCAUCAACUAACAGUUCUCAUGUUGAAUUGCUUGAAGUCAAUAUUUCCAGGAAGCAAGAAACUGAUGGAAGUUUGUCUGAUAGUUUUCUGAAUAAGAGUUUGGCUAUGGGUCAUGUGGAAACAGGCUCAAAAUCCCUUUCCAUAGAAGAGCCGGAUAUGGAAAACUCUUCAGAAAAAAAUCAAUAUCUCAGUUGA
Nymphaea colorata (pocket water lily) is the source of this 1810-nucleotide messenger RNA. RefSeq lists its product as uncharacterized. The transcript is spliced from 3 exons. The record is from RefSeq and is a predicted model, not a curated record. The coding region runs from base 464 to 1810 and encodes 448 amino acids. Lineage: Eukaryota; Viridiplantae; Streptophyta; Magnoliopsida; Nymphaeales; Nymphaeaceae.